AUGACUAACGCUUCUUCAUCUUCCGCGCCGGGGCUCUCUCAGGGGUCUGAAAAUGCCAAGGACUCCAGCGUAGAGGAAGUAGAUAGGUUACUGGGCCUGGAGGCUACCGCCUUCCAGCGUGACUUGGAGGUAGAGCGAAUAUUAAAGGCCUUUAAGCUGAAUCCUUACAACGUUUUAGGCCUUCAAUAUCACGCCACUGAAGCAGAUAUCAAAAAGAAGUACAAACAAUUGUCACUCUUCAUCCACCCUGAUAAGGCCAAACACGAGAAAGCGCCAGAUGCAUUUGACUUGUUGAAGAAGGCGGAGUCUGAGCUGUCGGACAAGGACAAACGCGCCGAAAUUGACUCUGUGGUUGCAUACGCUAGGACGCAGGUACUUAAGUCUCAUGGCAUACCAUCUUCCGUAGAGGACUCGGACUAUCGUAUACAAACCCUUCUGCCACCAUUUGUGGAACAACUGGGGCUCAAAGUGAAAGAAUUGCUUAUUGAUGAUGAGCUGCGGAAGCGCCGAGCUUUGAAGAUGAGUUUAGCGAACGAGGGCUUGGAAGCCAAAAGGAAGGAGGAAGAAGUUGCGGCCAAAAAGCGAAAGGCUGAUGAGGAUGCCAAUUGGGAAGCUAACCGGGACAAGCGAGUCGAAGGCUGGCGUAGUUUCCAAUCAACCGGACCCUCAAAGAAGAAAAAGAAGAACAAAGUCGAGAUCAUUGGAUAG
Molecule: messenger RNA, 708 nt
Organism: Cantharellus anzutake
Lineage: Eukaryota; Fungi; Basidiomycota; Agaricomycetes; Cantharellales; Hydnaceae
Exons: 7
Coding region: 1-708 (235 amino acids)
Source: RefSeq, a predicted model, not a curated record